AUUAAUAUGAAAGUUAUUUAAAAGCCUGAGAUAUAGCAAAUAGUAAAGCAUGUAACUGUAAUAAGGUUCAGGUGGGCAAGAGUCGAGACACAGCUGUGCCAGAAGUGACGGCUGAGGGGCGUCAUGUCGUAUUCCAACCUUUCCAUUUGGGCAUGUUUGCCCCGGACACAAAGAGGACAGCCUAUUGUGCUGGGCACUGAUCCAAAGGGAAAAAAACUUCUGUAUGUCCAUGCAAACUCCGUCAUCAUCCGUGAUAUAGAGAAUCCUUCCAUAGCCGAGGUAUAUACGGAACACUCUACCCAGGUCAAUGUGGCUCAGUUUGCUCCUUCAGGUUUCUACAUAUGCUCUGGAGAUCAACAUGGCAAAGUGCGAAUUUGGGACACAAUCAACCCAGAGCACAUCUUGAAGGCAGAAUACCAACCACUGGGAGGACCCAUCCGGGACGUCUGCUGGUCCCCAGACUCCCAGCGGAUAUGUGUUGUUGGAGAAGGCAGAGGAAAAUUUGCCCAUGUGUUUAUGAUGGAUACUGGAGCAUCGGUGAAGGGUGAUCUGUCAGGCCACACCAAGGCCAUCAACUCUGUCAGCUGGAAACCAACUCGACCAUUCCGUAUUGCUACAGGCUCUGAAGACAGCAAAGCUGCCUUCUUUGAAGGACCACCAUUCGUCUUCAAGUGCACCAAGGGUGACCAUGGGAAGUUUGUGCAGUCUGUGAGAUUUUCUCCAAAUGGUGAAAGAUUUGCUACUGGAGGAUUUGACGGGAAAAUUUUUGUAUACAAUGGUAGCAGUUCAGACUUAGAUAAAGAGCUUGGUAGUCCUGCACAUAAGGGAGGCAUUUAUGCAGUGUCAUGGAGUCCUGACAGUAAGCGUUUGCUCUCUGCCAGUGGAGACAAAACUUGCAAAGUGUGGGAUGUGGAGUCAGGAGAUUUAGUGGCUGACUUCCCAAUGGGCUCUGAGCUGGAGGAUCAACAAAUGUCUUGUCUGUGGGCCGGAAACUACCUUCUCUCCAUCUCCCUCUCAGGUUUCAUCAAUUACUUGGACUUAGACAACCCAUCCAAACCAAAAAAAAUUAUAAAGGGCCAUAACAAACCUAUCACCAGGGUAGCACUCUCUCCAGACAAGAGCACCCUUUACACUACAGGGGUGGAUGGCACAGUCACAGUGUGGGAUGUUGCUACAGGUGACAAUGAUCGUAUUGAAGGCAAGGGUCAUGGAAACCAUGUGAGUGGCCUUGUGGUGAAAGGAGAUACCAUCUUCACAGCUGGCAUUGAUGACAGUGUUAAGUACAUAGAUCCAGUUGAAAAGACCUACACUGGUAAAUCUAUUUCUCUUGGGUCACAACCCAAGAUGAUUGCUGCUGUGGAUGAUGGCAUUAUUGCAGUAACGACUCAGGAGAUUUGUGUGUUGAGAGACGAUAAGAAGGUUGGAAGCUUCCCUAUCAGCUGGGAUGGGCUGUGUGUUUCAGCUGCUGGUGAAGGGAAUGAUGAGGUGGCAGUAGGAGGAGCUGAUAAUCUUGUUCAUAUUUACGCUCUCAGUGGCAACACACUGACUGAGAAAAAGAAGCUGGAACACUUAGGAGCAGUGACAGACGUUGAAUAUUCUCCUGAUGGCCGUUACUUGGUUGCUUGUGAUGCAAACCGUAAGGUGGUGGUUUAUUCUCUUCCCACAUAUGAAAAGUUCAACAAGAUAGAGUGGGGCUUCCACAAUGCACGCAUCAACUGUGUGGCUUGGAGCCCCGACAGCCUCAUGGUUGCUAGUGGCUCCCUGGAUACAAUGAUUAUUAUCUGGAGUAUGACUCAGCCCAACAAGCACAUCAUUAUUAAAAAUUCCCAUCCUCAAGCACAAGUCACCAGUCUUGUGUGGCUUGACAACAACAGAGUGCUGUCUGGUGGCCAUGAUGGAAUAGUGAAAAUUUGGAGUGCAAAGUUUUAAAACUGAUUCCCAUCCACAGUCUCAAGUGACAGGCCUUCUGUGGUUGAACAAUGAGACACUAAUAUCUGUAGGGCAUGAUGGACUGGUGAAGACUUGGAGUGUCACCUUUUAAGAAGUCAUCCUAUUUAACCUAUUGAUUUUUUUUUUACCAAAUUGAUAUAUAAUAAAUGAAUGAUUGGCAAAUUACCUUAGGAGUGUUACAAAAUACACUGACAAAUAACUGUUGCCCAUGAAUGUAUAUGCCAUUAUAAUGGUUGAUUUGUAUCUGUUCAAUUGCUUUUGAUUAUUCCUUGCUGAAAAAAAAAAAGUAAUCACAUACAUAGCUAAGGAGUUAUUAGUGAAGUGAUGAUUUUCAGAUUCAAAGAUGAAAAUCCAAUUUAAACUUUAUUAUGCUUCCAGGAAUUACAAAAUUAUAUAAAUUUCAAGUGCACUUUCAUGUCCAUUAACCUCAAUUUUACUGUAUUUAGGAAAGAAAAGCAAAGAAACCAAAUUAAAUAGACAGUCUGUCAUUUAAGAAACAGCCAGGAAGAAAAAGGAUUCUUGUCGGUAGAGCAAUUUGUACCUAAAUACAGUACACUAACAUACCUGUUUUGAAUAUUUAAAUGUGCCAGUUCAUUUUGCUUUCUGUAAUUCACCUAAUUGCUUGCAUUUUCCUGAGACUAAUAAUGAAGUAUGUUGGUCAAAUAUUACUAACCACAGUGAUAUAUCAAGUAUAUGUAAUACACAGUAGUCAAGCAUUUGACAUCCAUGGCAGGUCUGAAAUGAUCAAAUGUGAACAGCAAUUCUAAGUUCGGCAGGGUAAACUGAUCAUGUUUAAACCAACUGGUAAUCACUUAUAAUCCUGGAAUUAAUUACUAAUUGUGUUAGAACUGCAUUUGGACCCUUAAAAAUCAUGUCCUGGCAUUCUUAACACAAGUUUAUCAUUAUCCCGAUGUAUACUUGUCUCUGUUAUGUCUUUAAGAACUGUAAAAAUGUUGAAACUUCAUCAACUAACCCUCAGAGAAAACAUACAUUGCAUAAUGAACUGGUAAAAAAAAAAUAAUAAUGAAAAAUAGAUCACAAACUUAGAUGACAGAGUAAACAUUAAAAUUAAGAGAUUGAAUAACUUCAUUCUACUCAACACCUAUAUGCUUUCAAAACUUGGAUUAUAUUGGCCUGGCUGUUUUCUUAGGAAUAUUCACCUUCUGCACAGUAGAUUAGUGUUAUAUUUCAGUAUAAUGAUACAAUAAGAACUAUUUUACAGAGGUGAUAUAGUAAAUACAUUUUUUUUGUGGAUGUGUUUUUGUUCUGAACUUUGACACUCUUAUGGCAGUUUUAGUUUGUGCAUUAUGAACAAAGUAACUGAAAUGUUUGUGAUUCUGGACAGAUUCAUGGGACAGGUAUUUACAGGUUGCAUUUAAGUACCAUAUACAUUUGAGUGUUGUGUGGCAUUUUGUUAAAAAUGUUAGACAAGGGAUUCUUGAGGUUCUUGUACUUACACUAAAUUGCUCUCAGGUUUUUAUUAGUAUUUUCUCUUUCACAACUUCACAUUUAGUCAAUGUUAUGCUGCAACAAUAAGUGCUGUUACAAUCUGGCUGCCACCAUAAAUGCCAUCAGUUUUAAAAUUUAUUUAUUCCCUUUGAAAAAUGUAGAUCUAGAGAAGAAUUUUCCACCCCAAUUAAAGCAUUCAUAAUAUGCAAAACAGUAAUUUGAAAAUGAUAUUCUAUUCUUGUACCUUUCAGUUGACUUCAAAAGGUUGCAUGAUAGUCUAAUAAUGAAUCCACAUAAAUCCCAAAGUAGAAAUAUAAUAUCUCAUCAAGCUAACUUUGAUGAGCGUCAAAAUCUCCUCUAUAUGAUAUUCUUUCUUUGCGUAAGCAAGCUUUAGUCAUUAACAUCUCGCCUAUACUUCACUCCUUGGAGGUAUCACAAAAUUAUAACUGGAUAUCCCAAGACCCUUGCCUAUGCCCAGAUUUAUAUGGUACAUCAUUGAUGAAUGAUGAAAAUGUAAAGUUAUAUUUUUCACAUACUAGACUUUUUUAUCUUAAACUCUAUGCAGAAUCAUUAGAUGUCAACCACACUGCCUAAUGGCCAAUGAUUCAUAAAAAGAAUAUUUUAUCAAAAUACCACUGCCUUUUGUAUGAAGUCUCAGCUUAGGGUCUUGGGAAGCUUAUUAAUUCUUUGCAACAUAUUUUUUUGAACAAGUGACCAUAUUUGACAUCCAUUUACUUGUUUAGACAUUUGUAACCGUUGAUAAACAUAGUAAUAUGCGUGGUUCCAUAAUUCCACAAGAUAUUGAAAAUACUGGAAAUAUUUUAUGGUAUGCCAUGACUAUAUUAUGCUUUAAAUUUUACAAUUAAUUUAUUUACUAUUAAUUUUAAGAUUUAAGUUGUUUAUUUCCUGAUUUUGGUAACUUAGUAUCAUCCAUGGAAAUGAUUAAGUCUUUGGGAAAUCUAAAUAUACUGUAAAACACAC
Portunus trituberculatus (swimming crab) is the source of this 4380-nucleotide messenger RNA. It is a transcript of the gene flr, whose product is annotated as actin-interacting protein 1-like. Lineage: Eukaryota; Metazoa; Arthropoda; Malacostraca; Decapoda; Portunidae. Bases 124 to 1929 code for a protein of 601 amino acids. Gene Ontology annotation, molecular function: actin filament binding. The record is from RefSeq and is a predicted model, not a curated record. The transcript is spliced from 15 exons. Gene Ontology annotation, biological process: locomotion; positive regulation of actin filament depolymerization; actin filament depolymerization. Gene Ontology annotation, cellular component: cortical actin cytoskeleton.